Messenger RNA from Schizosaccharomyces octosporus yFS286, 746 nucleotides. Its product is annotated as DUF1748 family protein. NCBI's taxonomy places the organism in Eukaryota, Fungi, Ascomycota, Schizosaccharomycetes, Schizosaccharomycetales, Schizosaccharomycetaceae. Gene Ontology annotation, cellular component: cytoplasm. The coding region runs from base 156 to 377 and encodes 73 amino acids. The record is from RefSeq and is a predicted model, not a curated record. The transcript is spliced from 3 exons.
UAAAAGUUCUCGCUACUGUAUCCAAUAACUACUCUACGGACUAGCACUCUUGUAAUGCUGUUGUUACGUACAGCACAGAAACGAAGCUACUACCAAAUAUCCUCCUCUCUUCAGUAACGUUAGGAAAAACUAUAAGCAGCCUUUAAUUUUUGAAAAUGCCCGUUCUUUCUCGUUUGUUUCACUACGGUGUUGAUUUAGCAUUACUUUCUACCUGCAUCGCAGGAAUUCGUCGUUCUUCUGGAGUCUCAUUUGACAUGGAGAAAGUCCAUAAUGAAGACGUGAAGCUCGCCGUCGAAAAGUAUCUUGGUUUUGGCGAAUGGGCGUUUGAUCAAUCCACUACUUUCCUAUCAGCUACAGAUUGGUUUAAAAAGUUGUAAACAAUGGUUUUCGAAACCUGGAUUUCCUCUGAAUAGUAUAUAAUUUGGGGAAGCUUGUUUGCUUAAUCUGUCAGUAUGAUUUUGGAGCAUACUUUUUUUUUUCUGCAAUCGCUUGCCAGGUAGCAGUUUUUAAAAAAGUUUUACUUUCCAGUGCUCUCUUAAUUGGCGUGGUAGUUCCUUUGACGAACGGGCACUCUUUUGUCAGAUAUUCAAUUACACAUUAUAAUAUUUGGACAGUUGUUUUCUUUUGUUUGAAUUAUAUGUCUAAACUAUGAAUACCCAUUCUUUUUCAGAGGAGUAAUUGACAUUAUACGUGUAGUUUUAUCGCAAGAAAUAGGAUAUGCCAAUAUCUAGUAGUAUGUGAAGCCC